Messenger RNA from Pocillopora damicornis (cauliflower coral), 999 nucleotides. RefSeq lists its product as uncharacterized. The record is from RefSeq and is a predicted model, not a curated record. Lineage: Eukaryota; Metazoa; Cnidaria; Anthozoa; Scleractinia; Pocilloporidae.
GGAAAGUCGGCUGAUAGCAUGGCGGACCGUGCGUUAACGCAGUUUCCUUUCACAAUUUCGUUUGAACAACGGUUCAACUGCCUCAUCUGCUGGGCUCCGAACCUUAGGAUGAUUUAUGGAUCUUGUCAGCAUCGUUUGUGUGAGAAUUGCUUAUACGAUAAACUAGGUAACAGGAAAGUCGGGCUAGAAAGAUGUCCUACCUGCCAACGAGAGAAUACCUUCCCGCUGACAAAACCAGAUAUACCCGAGGAUAAUGUUGAAAUUCAAGCUCAUCUAGGAGUGAGAAAGUGUCCAAAUGGUCGUUGUAACUUGCAGAUGUGGCACUGGGAGAUACCCGAUCAUUUAGAAAUAUGUCAGGUUGUUCCCAAGUCUCAGUCUAUACAAAAGAAAAGAAAAGGUGCUGAUGGUUCAAACAAUGUGUUUGAAAGAAAGACCCCCAUGGCACUGAGAAGUCGUAAAAGUAAAUCACCCAACCUUUGUUCUGAUAAAAGACUGAUUCGAAGGAAGACAAGAUCUGGUUGCAGAAGAAACAUUCAUCAUUCACAAAAUAGGAAAUAAAAUAAUCACACCACAUAGGGUUCAUGCAUUGACUUGGUACAUGUAUAUUGUACGAUAAGGUAACAAAAUGUUCUUCACGAAUUAUUUUGGAAAAUCCCUUUACAUCAAACACUGCUGAGAAACAAGAUAUAAUUUUUGGACAUAAAACAAUUCUACAUAUCUUGUGCUGUUAUUAAUAGAUUAUUUUCAACGUACAUAGGGCAUGAUUUUGAUCUUCUUCUUUGAUCUUGCUUUUUUUUAGUAAGCCUUGUGACUUAUGCUUCACUGUAUUACAAUAAAGCGAUAGAAGACUUAAUCUGUGUCUACAUGGCCUCACCUAGGCACAUCAACCUAUGAGAGUCAGGGUUGUCAAUAAGGUUGAAAGUAGAUAGCAAAUGGAGAAUGGUAGGUGGCAAAAUUAACAUAGAUGGGAUUUCAAAAAUAAAAACUAGGAAUUCUUCA